Eremothecium sinecaudum is the source of this 1791-nucleotide messenger RNA. RefSeq names its product Ies1p (gene IES1). NCBI's taxonomy places the organism in Eukaryota, Fungi, Ascomycota, Saccharomycetes, Saccharomycetales, Saccharomycetaceae. Gene Ontology annotation, cellular component: Ino80 complex. The transcript has a single exon. The coding region runs from base 1 to 1791 and encodes 596 amino acids. The record is from RefSeq and is a predicted model, not a curated record.
AUGAUGUCUAACGGUAGAGUUUACGAUCCUAUACACGACGUGUUCCAAGUGCAAAAUGAAAAUGAUUUGGGUUCUUUAGUUCUCAGCAAAAAUGCAGUGUUAUCACAGGACACAUAUACACAAGAAGAUGGUACUAUAGGAAGAGAAAUGGACCAUGAUGAUGAGUCUACUCAAUCUGAUGAAGCUAGACAAUUGGUUGAUUACCAUAGAAAUGGUUCUCUGAAGCAGAAUCAUAUGACACCAACGAAGAAGAAGGGUAAGGAACCAAGUCGGUAUACUAGGCAUUUAAAAAAACAAGACGGGGAACAAUUUACAAGGAAAGAUAUACAGUAUGCAUUCCUAUAUGAGUUGUUAUCUGAUAAACGUCAAAUUUUUGAAAAUAUCUUUCGCAGUACCUUUUCCAUUACGGCGCAGGAGUCGGAUGACGCAGAUACGCUGAACGUUACAGAUGUGAACUACAAUGCACGCUUUUUUAUUGCUAACAAAAAGUUGACGUUUUCGCAGUUAUACGUUUUAACGAUAGCGUCUUCUAAAAAGUGUUCUAAGAUAUUGCGUGAUAAAUUGCUGUUUGAUCACCAGGUGGCAUUUUCAACAUGCGUCCUUUCUUUGCUUGUUAAUUUCGGGCGUUUGAAUACAACAGUUAAUUUCUUCCCUGAGAUGACAUCGCAAUUAAGAACAUUCCAUUCGAUACCGUGCUUACAGCAUCAAAGACGAGAUCCGAAGUCGCUGCAAGAUACACCGAGAAUUAAAUCCAUUUUGAAAACAAUACCGCUUGGACAGGAACCGUUGAAGUUAUCCACGUGGUAUUCUUCUACGGACCGUAAAUUCAGACCCAAUAUAGUGAACUUGCUGUUCACCAUAUGCGACAAUCCACAGAUCGUAAAUGUUCAUUUCGUGCUUCCUUACAUUGAUGCAGAUACAACUUUAUUUGAAAUAUUUGAUUCCCCAAAGUAUCAACCAAAGGAUAGAGCUUCUUUUUUCCUCUGGCUGGCUUACAUUCAUCUAGAGACUUCGCUGACGCCUGAAGAUAUUCAGCCCGCACUUAAGUUAUUUGGAAUAGAUGACAAAUUCCCUAUGAGACUGGCAACUCAGGAAUACGACAUUGACACUGAAGCGGAGCUAAUAUUUGGCAGCCACCAGAACCAAAGAAGACUACGGUUUUUAAAGAAACACCCUAGAAAGGCACUUUCGGAUACUCAAGGGGGGAGCGAUCAGAAUUUAAAAGAUGAAAAUCUGGGCGAUAUGGCUUUUGAUUCUGGUCCAACGAAUAGUGAAGAAGCUAAUGAUGAAACUUAUGAUGUUCUGAAACCACCUGCAAAACCUGCUCCAAAGCAAGCAAAGAUGAGACCCCGCACAAGAGUGAAAGUUGUGCACCAAGAGUCCUCACAGGAUUUACUGAAACCAGCAAUUGCUGAAUCUACUCCUGCUGAAGCUUCCCAGCAAGAGGAAGAUUUCAGUAGUUGGGCUCAAACUGUAGAUGAGAUGAUAGAGGCCGAUUCAAAUUAUCAGGUAGCCCCAGAUUUAACUCAUUCCGAAGCUCAGGCAUUACUUCUAAGAGCCCAUAAAGUUGCAAGGAAAAAGAGACAAGAAUUAGGAUUGAUCAAAGCCUUCGAUGAAUAUGAGGAUAUAGCACUGGCCACUGUGAUAGGCGUUCGUGGUAAGAAAAGGAAGAAGUUUAGUGAUGGAGUUCUAGGAUAUGAAACGGACUAUAUGAACUACAUGCAUACUGCCAAAAAGAUAUUUCUUAAGAGCCUAGAUCAGCCGUUACCCGAGCAGCAUUUUAACUUGUAG